GGAACUUCUAGAGUUAACGGGAAUCGCCUAAUCUCUCCGAUUAGGCCUCUAGAGCUGGAGCGAAACUCCGGUAACUUCACUGAAUCCCUAUCGUUAGCAGGUAAGGCAGUCAUAUCAUACAUACCUAACGAUGUCUGAUCCGUCGUUGGGUGCUACCGAUGGUAGUGUUACGGCCAAGCGAAAGCGCGACAGUACCGAUAGCACCGGUCCAGAUGCCCAGCGUCUGAAUCGAUCUUCCAAUGGGAGCAACGGCAGCAUUCCCGCCCCAGAUACUCAGCCGAACUUCGCCCAUAGCUCUCUUGGAUCCUAUGACACGCAUCUUCCAAGUGCUACGACAGAACUCAACAUCGACCAGCAAAUCCUGCAACAUGUUGGUCCCCAAAACGGUAUCUCGGAUGAUAACGCCCUCACUGCUAAGGCGGCACUCGCCGCCCACACCCCUCAGAACAAAUACCCGCCUCCCCCUGAUGCGACCUUUGACAACAAUCUCGCCCAUGGCUUGACGUUUGGAGACGAUAUGGGCCAGGCUAUCGGCUCCGCACAUGGUCACAAUUCUACUGCUGCCGCCGUCUACGCUGCUCGCGAAGCUCAGAGCAUGAAUCAGAAGCCUUCUGUAGGUUCUCCUGAAUGGCAUCAGAUUCGGAAAAACAAUCACAAAGAAGUGGAGCGGCGACGCCGUGAGGCGAUCAAUGAGGGCAUCAAUCAGAUCGCUCGCCUUGUCCCCAACUGUGACAAGAACAAGGGUGCCAUUCUGCAACGCGCAAUCGAAUAUAUAUGCCAACUACACGAAGAAAAGAAAGCCAUGAGUGAACGUUGGGAUCAGAACAAUAUGACCACGAGCCAUGCAAUCAACGAAAUCAGCUCGCAGAACUCCAAACUGAAGAUCGAAGUCAACCGUCGCGGUGACAUUGCGCUGAAGUGGCUGCAGCGCUGCCGCGACGCAGGUCUCGAUUUCGAAGACUACGAAGACUCGAAGGAGCUGGAGCCCCUUGACAUUGACCAAGGCCAGGUUUAAUCUCGACUAACGUGCAUUACUGUGCGUACAGAGAAUGUAGUGUGAGAAUCACUGCAUUAUCUCGUUUCUUUAUAUUCACAUGUGCUACGACUUGUUUACCUUGGGAGGCAUGAGACAGCACCGAUCUUGUCGCUUGCUAUCCUCUUCCUU
Aspergillus neoniger CBS 115656 is the source of this 1165-nucleotide messenger RNA. Its product is annotated as putative HLH DNA binding protein (Penr2). The record is from RefSeq and is a predicted model, not a curated record. NCBI's taxonomy places the organism in Eukaryota, Fungi, Ascomycota, Eurotiomycetes, Eurotiales, Aspergillaceae. The transcript is spliced from 3 exons. Gene Ontology annotation, molecular function: protein dimerization activity; DNA-binding transcription factor activity. The coding region runs from base 131 to 1015 and encodes 294 amino acids. Gene Ontology annotation, cellular component: nucleus.